AUGGAUUAUUGGGAGAUCUCGGCGGAGAGAGAGGAAAGAUGGAGAGGGUUUAAUACUUCUCGCGUGCGGCUCUUAAUUCCAUUUCCAGAAUACCGAGUCAGGACAUCGAUCUACAGUCCUUUCGCACAUCAGUCUGCAUUCCCGGUUCCGCUGUCAGCCCUUCCCACCCUCCUCCGCGUAGUGCCCAAUCCCGGUUCACGCCUCGUGGUAUCUUUUCAGUAUUGGCCGCUGAAGUUGCCAACCGACCUGCAACUCAAGCCUGAGCUUCCAAUAACACCGCCAGUAUUGGUGUGCGAAAGAGCGUUUACCUUCGUUAUGGCGUGGCUCAUCUUGGCCACUGAUAUUUCGCGUGAGCAAAACGUUCUUCUCGGUGAGCUGUUUGGCUUCGCUUCGUGGGACUGGGGUAUUAUGCGCUCCUAG
Histoplasma capsulatum G186AR is the source of this 420-nucleotide messenger RNA. RefSeq lists its product as uncharacterized. NCBI's taxonomy places the organism in Eukaryota, Fungi, Ascomycota, Eurotiomycetes, Onygenales, Ajellomycetaceae. The record is from RefSeq and is a predicted model, not a curated record. The transcript has a single exon. Bases 1 to 420 code for a protein of 139 amino acids.